GACGCCAGUCCGCUAACUUCUUGUUUUGUGUGGUCAUCCAACCGAAGCAUGGGAUCUUUUUGACUCUCCAUUUUAACUCCGCUAUCGUUAAAUGAUGAAAAUGUCGUAUCCAGUGUGAUGAUAUUUGUUGUCAGCGUCUGUUUUUUUUGUUAAAUAGAUUUAAAAAAAACGGAAACGGCAGCAGCUCCGGCAACACGGCGAACUCCUCGCUGCAUCGCGUCCUGUGAAACACCGCUAGCUGUGACAUGACUAUGAAAAACUACCGUCGAGGGAAGUUAUAAUUGACAUUAUCAUAGCUGAAUGGCUACAGCAGCAGCUUGUCUGCCCCAAUUUAACGCCUACAUGCUGUUAUUUCGAUAGCCAUUUGAGCUCAGCGUCAGGGGAGAGGUUGGUGGUGGUGUGGUGGUGGGGGGGACACCGUUAUAAUAUAACAAGGAGACCGCAUUAACACAGCUCUGUUCCCGUCCGAGAAGAUGUCUUUCUUCAAUUUUCGGAAGAUAUUCAAACUGGGCCCUGACAAGAAGAAGAAGCAGUAUGAACAUGUACACAGAGACGUGAACCCAGAGGAAAUCUGGGACAUCAUUGGGGAACUUGGAGACGGGGCGUUUGGGAAAGUGUUCAAGGCUCAGAACAAGCAGAAUGGGACCCUCGCUGCUGCCAAGGUUAUUGACACAAAGACUGAGGAUGAAUUGGAGGACUACAUGGUGGAGAUUGACAUUCUGGCCUCCUGCGACCACCCUCACAUCGUCAAACUGCUGGAUGCCUUUUAUUUUGAAGGCAAACUUUGGAUCCUCAUAGAGUUUUGUGCAGGCGGUGCAGUGGAUGCCAUCAUGCUGGAACUGGAGAGACCCCUGACAGAGCCCCAGAUCCGUGUGGUUUGUAGGCAGACCUUGGAGGCUUUGUGUUACCUCCACGAGAACAAGGUCAUCCACCGAGACUUGAAGGCCGGAAACAUUCUCCUCUCCUUGGAUGGAGAAGUGAAACUAGCUGACUUUGGGGUGUCUGCUAAAAAUACCAAGACGUUACAGAGAAGGGACUCUUUCAUCGGCACUCCGUAUUGGAUGGCCCCAGAGGUGGUGAUGUGCGAAACCUCCAAGGAUCGUCCGUACGACUACAAGGCCGACAUCUGGUCCCUCGGGGUAACCCUGAUAGAGCUGGCACAGGUUGAGCCGCCCAACCACGAGAUGAACCCCAUGAGGGUGCUCCUGAAAAUAGCCAAGUCCGAGCCGCCCACACUCAUGCAUCCCUCCCGCUGGUCCCCGGAAUUCAGCGACUUUCUGCGGAAAUCACUUGAUAAGAAUGUGGACCAUAGGUGGAGCCCUGUGCAGCUUUUGCAGCAUCCUUUUGUCACCAGUGUUACAGACUGCAAACCUCUCAGAGAGCUCAUCGCAGAGGCCAAAGCUGAAGUCACAGAGGAGCUCGAGGAUAGCAAAGAGGAGGAGGAGGAGGAAGAGGCUGAAACACCUCUGGCGGCUCCAGGGCACAAGAGAGCGCCCUCAGAUGCCAGCGUGGCCAGCUCAGAGGAUGACAAAGUCCCACCGACUCCCUCCACGCUGGAAUCUGUUAAAGAAAAGACAGAGACAGUGCCUGCUGAGGACCAGACCAAUGAUAAGCUCUCUGAUGAAAUACUUGGAACAAGUGAGGUGGAUAAGCCUAAAGAGGAGAAACUCAAUGAGGUGUCUAAUGCUGAUAAAUCAGACCUGGUAUCUGGGCCAGCAGAGCCUAUAAUGGACUUGAUCUCACAAGCUCCCACCGAGCCUAAACCAGAAGACGGUAAAAAUGAAGAGAUUCCUGCUGAGCCUGCGGCAUCACUGCCCGAGGAAAAUGGCAAAACAACCCAGGAACUUAUCCCAGAUGGUCAAGAAACAGAGGAAGAACAGAAGGAGAUACCAGAAGAGAAACCAGAAAAUGAACCUUCCCAAAUAAUAGAGGAAAAAGGAGAGGAGAAGGGGAGGGAAGACAGAGAAGAGAAAGAAAAAGCAGAAGGUACAGACGAUUUCAAAGAAUCUCAAGAGCAGGCUGAAGAUAAACAAGAGGAACCAGAAUCCAUAUCAGGAGAAGUUGAACCGCCAGAAAAAGAAAGCAGAGAACCAGAGAAGGAGAUCCCUCCGAAAAAAGUGUCAGACGACAGAAUAGAAGACACAGCUAAUGGCCCAGAUGUAAAUACAGACACAGAGAAUAUAGGACCAAAUGUAAUAGACAUAAACAUUAAUGGAGAGACAGACACAAAGUCAAGUGUGGAUGACACCCCUGCUGAAGUUCUGUUAGAGAAGGAGGCCACGGAGAGUCAGCCAGAGGAAAAACCUGAGGAUGAGGCUCCUGAGGGUGAAAAGCAGCCUGACCAAGACAAUCACCCCUGUGAGGAGAAUAAACCAGAGGAACAGACCCCAACUGAAUUGACAAAUGGAGUCAGCGACGUUGCCAAAGACACCUCAGAGGAUUCAGAACAAGUGGUCCCAUGUAAAGACGUCAACAUGAAGGAAGGCGAGGAGAAAGCCACUCCUGCCGAUGAGAAUACUUCCCAAGAUGCCGUCUCUGUCCAGGAGAGCGAAACGGACUCAGAGUGCAAGAUGGAGCCCGGAAGCCCAGCUGUGAUUAAGUCGGAUGUAGAGAAGGACUCGGACUCUGGGAGCAGCUCCGCAGCUGACAGCAGCAGCCUCGACCUCAAUCUGUCCAUCUCUAGCUUCCUGUCCAAGAGCAAGGAAGGCUCCGUGUCUAUGCAGGAGUCAAAACGUCAGAAAAAGACGCUGAAGAAGACACGUAAGUUCAUGGUGGAUGGUGUGGAGGUCAGUGUGACGACAUCAAAGAUAGUGACGGAUAAUGACACCAAGAGCGAAGAGAUGAGGUUCCUAAGGCGGCAGGAGUUGAGAGAGCUGCGCCUCCUGCAGAAGGAGGAGCAGAGGGCCCAGCAGCAGCUGAGCAACAAGCUGCAGCAGCAGAGAGAGCAGCUCUACCGGCGCUUCGAACAGGAAACGACUGCUAAGAAGCGUCAAUAUGACCAAGAGGUGGAGAACCUUGAGAAGAAGCAGAAGCAGACCAUCGAGCGGCUGGAGCAGGAUCACACCAGCCGGCUCAGAGACGAGGCCAAACGCAUUAAAGCGGAUCAAGACAAGGAGCUCUCCAAAUUCCAAAACAUGCUGAAGAACCGGAAGAAAGAGGCCCAACUGGAGGUUGGACAGUCCCCCAGACACAUGAGAAAAGAGCUCAUGAAACGCAUAAAGGAGGACCUAAUGCUCCUUAAGACUUUAGAGGAGCAGGAGUUCCUCCAGAAGCAGCAGCAGGAGCUGGACGGAGCUCUGAAGAAAAUCAUCCAGCAGCACAAACUGGAGAUCGCCACUAUAGAGAGAGACUGCCUCAACCAUAAGCAGCAGCUGAUGAGAGCUCGAGAGGCAGCCAUGUGGGAGUUGGAGGAGCGCCACCUGCAGGAGAAGCACCAGCUGCUGAAGCAGCAGCUCAAAGACCAGUACUUCCUGCAGAGACACCAGCUGCUCAAGAGACACGAGAAAGAGAUGGAGCAGAUGCAGCGCUACAACCAGCGGCUGAUCGAGGAAAUGAAAAACAAACAGACUCAGGAGAGAGUCCGUCUGCCCAAGAUUCAACGCAGCGAGGCCAAGACCCGCAUGGCCAUGUUCAAGAAGAGCCUUCGCAUCACGGCCACAGCAUCCGUCACCCCAGAGAUGGAGAGAGAGAAGAUCAAGCAGUUUGCUGUUCAGGAGGAGAAGAGGCAGAAGAAUGAGAGGCUCCAUCAACACCAGAAACACGAGAACCAGAUGAGGGAUCUGCAGCUGCAGUGUGACUCAAACAUCAGGGAGCUGCAGCAGCUACAGAAUGAGAAGUGCCACCUUCUCAUCGAGCAUGAGACUCAGAAGCUGAAGGAGCUGGAUGAGGAGCACAGCCAGGAGAUAAAGGAGUGGAGAGAGAAGCUGAGACCCAGAAAGAAGGCGUUGGAGGAGGAGUUCACACGGAAGCUUCAGGAGCAGGAGGUCUUCUUCAAGAUGAGCGGCGAGUCCGAAUGCCUUAACCCCACCACCCAGAGUCGAGUGUCCAAAUUUUACCCAAUCCCAAACCUGCACAACUCUGGUUUAUAGCCUCAUGUCAGAAAACAGACUCAUAUCAAACUAAGACAGACUGUUCCAGGUGAAGCGGCGUCAUUCCUCCGACCGUUAACUGAUUUCCAUGAAAAUACCUUCACUGCUUUGACUCCACCGUUAGUGAGCAUGACGUGCCUACACACUGUUCAACACUCCGUCAAAUUUUUUUCUCAGCUUGUUGGGAAAUGUCGGGUGGAUAAUAUGCACUUUUUCCAGCAUGUUCAAAUUUUCAGAAGUCUGCAGUCGGUAUCGAAGGCCAAUCAUGCUUAACGGAGAAGUGUUAGCACAGCCGGCUACAGUAUGAAUGAUCUCAGUGCCUCAUAUGUUCCUUAUGUUUCAGGAGUUAGGCCCUCCCCUGUGAUUUCUUCGGUUUGCAGUAAAUACAAAGCCCCCCCUGAAUGUCGUGCACUUAAAUAGCUAGUUAUCAAAAACAAAAUGAUUUGAGCGAUUAUUAGUAUUAUUUCACAAAAGCUGGUCAUUAAAAAUCGUCUUUCGCUGCAUUUAAGGUGAUACUGCCUCACGGGAGAAGUGCUGAUGAGUCACUGCUCUCAAAAGAAAAAGUGAAGUCGUCUAAUGCUGUGCUAAAAAAAAAAAAAGCUUUGUUAUGAUAAAAAUUAAUUAUUAAUUAAAAGGAAUGUACUGUGUUGUAAACGAUGCAGCGCUGAUAAAAGUUACAAGUUUGGACCUACAUAUCACGUUUAGUCUGAAACCAGGAGGAUUUUUCAGUCUUGAGCGAUGAUUUAACUAAACGUUUUUGUUAAAUUAGCCAUACUACCAAACACCCCUGUGUGUUUAAAAGACAGAGCAGAGCUGUUACUUUUUGACAGGAAAGAAAUACUGUUUUUUUUUUAAUACAAAUGAUCAAAAUUAAAUCACCUCACCUUCUUGGAGCUAGCUUGGAUGCUCGGAUGCUUUGUUGUGAAAUGCUGAAGGAAUGUAAAAGCUGUUGAUUUGCACUGUUUUGCCACAUGAGCUAAAUGAGAGAAGAAAAGUAUGCAGUACUUAACUGUCAAAGUUUCUUUUUUUUUUUUUUUACAGUGAGUCCAGUUUGUCUCACACAGGCCUCUUCAAACUCCAAACUGACUGAGUUGUUUUCAACAUUGUUUUAUUUGUUUUACCUUUUAAUCAUUUUAAGAUAUACCCUCUAGCAUUUUAUGAACACGUCUUAUUUCCCGAACGUAUUGCAGAUUAAUCGACGCUGCAAUCGCUGUUAUUUUUCGUGACACCAUUGCUGUAUGAAAGGUGAAAUGCUGUAUCCUUUUUAAUUUCAACACGCGAGGAGACGUGUCGCUGUUUUUCAGAAGAAAACGUAUUGACGGUUCUCAAAAAUAGACGAAAACAAACCUGACUGGUUUGUUUUUGCCACUUCAUAUCAUCAGUGCAUGUUAUCGAUUCUUUGCUCACAUGAACAUUGACAUAAAUGCUGGAUUUGUAUUGCCGUUAUCGCAGACUGUGUCUUGUGAAUGACACCACACGCCCUCUAGAUUUCAAUGGUUUUUUUAUUUUCAGUUGCAGCCUUUGGAUGUGUCUAAGUUCUACCACCAUGGAUAUUCUCAGUAUAUGCAUUUUUUUGAUGUCAGAUCCAAUGUAUUUAAAGUGUCUUUAUAAAUGGACAAUUCUUCUGUUGUUGUAAAUAAAAUAAUGACUGUUUAUUUGA
Molecule: messenger RNA, 5748 nt
Organism: Labrus bergylta (ballan wrasse)
Lineage: Eukaryota; Metazoa; Chordata; Actinopteri; Labriformes; Labridae
Gene: slka
Product: STE20-like kinase a
Biological process (GO): protein phosphorylation
Molecular function (GO): ATP binding; protein serine/threonine kinase activity
Source: RefSeq, a predicted model, not a curated record